AUGAAUCAGACUCCCCCUUAUGAUUUUUCUCUGGCUGAGACCUCUUCUCUAGCCAAGAUUAACAGCCAGCAUAAUCCCUCCUGGAUUAACCUUCGAAGUAUCAAAGACAUCAUCCGCAUGUCGAAUGAGAGGACUGGCAACUACGACAGCCUGCCUCCCCUUUCCAGCAAUCAUGCCAUGUCAAAUAGAUCUUCUACUCAUGGCAAUAGUUAAUAGAUUAAUAGAAAUUCCUCAUCACAUUCUAAUCUAUUCCGCAUUUCUAAUUCAAUGAGUUUGCAGAAUAUUCAUGACUACUCUGACGAUAAUCAACUUUAGCCACACAGCCACAUAGACACGCCAUAAUCGGUGAUUAACAAUGAGGCCAAAGAAAUAGAAUGCAUUAUCUAGGAGUAGUAGCAAUUUUUACUUGAAGAAAAUAACUAAAAUACUAUUGAUGAAAGCUACUUAUAAAAAUACUAAGAAUCAGCAUCAUAUGAUUCAAUAUAAGACCAAUCAGCUAAGCAGUUCAAAAGGCAAAGAGUUGACUCACAGUCUAAGCAAUCUCACAGAGAAGAAAAGUCUGAGCAAGCACUCGCAUCUGCAUUUAACACUGCUGAAAUAUUAAAAGCAUCAAACCAUACUCAUAAAAAUAGUUGCUAGACAUUUAACCAUCAUAGAAAAUAAUCAUAGCUCAUUGAUCUAACCAAGAGAUCUUAUGACGAUUUCCAGUCUGACAAAUAACUCCCCGUGCUCCUGAAUUAAGACUCAGACUGCGUUUCUUAUCAAACAGAAAACAAAGAAAAUGAAAACCCUUAGAAAAAUUCGCAGAAUAAAUUCAAGAGCAAGAGAUAACGCGGACUUAAUGAACAACCCCCUAAAAUAUAAUAGAUAUUCUUGUAAUAACAGAUUGAAGAGGAAUAGCUGACUGAUGAACAGUAGGAAUCUAUUUGCUUAAGAAUCGUAGAUAAGGAAUUCAACCAGUUCUGUUAGAAAAUUGAGAAAAUGCAGAGUCAGAAUAAUCCACCCACAACUAAGAGCUUACAAGACUUCAAAAGAUUUAGACAGUAAAACACUAGGAGUGUGGAAAGAUAAGAUGAAUCAUAGUGUACUACACCAAAUAACAAGAAUAUUGCCAUUUCUCAAUCACUAGACCUAUCAAAAAGUCCAUCAUCAGAUAACAGUUCAAACGCUUCAAAUUAAAAGUCUCAAUAAGAUGUGAGAUAGCAGAGUCCCAUCAUAUAAGAAAAUGAUAAUAAGAUGUAGUAGUCUUUUAAAAGAUCAAAGCAACCAUUUAGAAUCAAUUUAGUCGAUCAAUAGGUAGAAUAAUAAAGUAGCUUAGAUACAUCAUUCUAAAGUAUCUAAGUACACAUCAAAUCAGAAGAAUAGGUUCAGUAACAAGAUCAUUAGUCCAGAAUGAGAGCAGAUUUAAUUUCACUCAAGAAGGAAAACUCAAGACUACAGAGGCAAAUUGAGUCAUAAAAGAAAGACAAAGAUAUUGAAAUUGAAAGUUUAAAGAAAGAACUUCUAAAUCAGCAAAGAUCAAGAGUAAAGGAAGUAGAAGAAGAAAACAUGAUCAUUAUAGAAGGCCUGAAGUAAGAAUACGAGGACAGAAUCUCAGAGAUGAAACAUCAAUUCUAAUAGUAGAUGAAAAUUUUACAAAGUCAAUAUGAGAUUCAAGUUGCUGAAAAGGACAGGAAAAUUGAAAAAAAGAGUAAUAAACUAUAUAAGGUUCGUGAUCAAUAUAACGAGAAAAGAAUGGAAUUCAACUAAGUAAGCAAUCAGCUUGAAGCCUAUAAAACAAAAAUUGAGGAAAUGACUUAAUAUUAGCUUCAAUCAAACGAUGAUCAGCAAUUGAGUAACCGUAGAAAUAACUAAGGUUCCGUGGGAAAUGUGUUUGCCUCGGCAUAUGAAAGCUCUAAUGGAAGCAAUAACUAAGAUGAAGAUAAUGAAGAUGAUCCCUAGCUCAUAAAUAGCUAGCCGUUAGGUUACUUCACCUCCCGUGAAUACCAAAAUACAAUGACAGAUGGAUUAAAGAGUGGUGAUAGAGAGCCAACACCUUAUCAGUCAUUUGAUAACUUUAUUGAUAUCAAAAGACGUAAUAACAUUGGCAUGAAUGGAUGCCUGACUUCUUCAAACUAAAAUCAAGUGAUGAACACUCAUGAAAACCAAAAUCUGAAUAUGAACUAUUAUUUUAGCUUGACUUAGUAAGAAGACUCCGCAAUGAAUUUUUCGUUCUCUGAGGUUAAGACAUCUUUUGACAAUAGAAGUGUGUUUAUUGAUAAGAAUAAUCUCAAUCACAAUACUAACGAUACUCAAGGCAACAAUCCCACAAGCAAGCAGUUCUUAGCCUUAGAGAAGAUAUCAUAAGCAGAUGAAGAGGAAAAUGAAGACCUAUUCAAGGAAAGUUUAGUGCUUGGAGCCAAUAAUGAACCAAAUAAUGUGCAGUAUGAGAGUGAAUCUGAUUAAUUAGAAGGUAGUUAGCCAAAUUUAUCUCAGACUAUUUCAGAAUUGUAAAACCAUUCAAGACAAACAAGCUUAAUGAAUUCAAGAAUACUUCAGGAUCCUACAGAUGAUUAAUUGCUUGAAAAUUACGUAGAAGAUCUGGAAGAUGAUAAAAAGUCUACAAGGACUAAUGUGCUCAAAACAAAUGUCAUUUAUAACAUUGAUGACGGCAGUGAAAAUGCCCCUGAGGACUCAGGUUUCCUAAGUGAUGAAGAUUGCUAGCAAGAAAGGAUAGUAAAUGAGAGUAGCUUAUAUAAUGAUGAUGAAUUCACACAAUCCUAAGCAUUAUUUACUGGUGGAGAUGCAAAUCUAAUAGGUUUCUAAAACGAAUAAAUUAAUGAUGAAAUGAUGAUUAUGACUGGUAGAAGUGAAACAGCCAUGGAUGAUGAGCAAGACUAUGAAAUUGAAGGUAUCUCAAAGUGCAAAGCAAUUCAUUCAUCCUACAUAAAUUUAAAGAGAAAUAACCUGCUCAUAUCAUAUGGGAAGAAAUGA
Stylonychia lemnae is the source of this 2973-nucleotide messenger RNA. NCBI's taxonomy places the organism in Eukaryota, Ciliophora, Spirotrichea, Sporadotrichida, Oxytrichidae. The record is from the annotation of a GenBank genome assembly.